AUGAAUCUCGCCUCGACCAGCACCACCCCGUAUUAUGAGGAUAGUACGAGCGAUACCACACCGUUACCGGAUGAUGACUACUCUGCUGAAGUUGAUCCCAGCGAGCAGCUGUUCGAUAUUGUUUGCAUGGCUACGAUCUUCCUCACCUUCAAUCGAUUCUUUGCCCUAGCAUUUAGCGGAAGUUAUUAUAAAUAUUACGAGAGGACGAAUUAUGUGCAGUACGGGAUUAUGGUGGCCUAUCCUUUGGCGACAGGGAUUGCCUAUGCGAUUCCCGGCUGUGGUGCCAUCUUCAUCCCGUACGGCCAAAACUUUUUCUAUGUCGAGGGAGCGUGCGGGGAGGAGAUUAUGUAUUACACACAGAUCUUGGCUUCCUAUAUUGUGCUCUCAAUUCAAACGGUAUUUGACGCGGCAAUUUUCUAUUUAAUGCGCAAGCGGAUCCGAUCUUUUCAAGCCAUCCAAUCUCAUCAGAAUAGCAAACAAAAACGGGAGCAGCUGAAGAAGGAGAUGAGGCUGGCGGCUCAGAUGAUCUCCAAUCUGAUAACCGGAAUAAUCCUGAAUGUAACCAUGGCGAUCGGACAGCAAUAUUUGGCCUCGACAUUGGCAACAUUUUUGCUAUUUACUGCCCUUUGGCAGGGAUGUCAAGCUAUUACAAGUCGGCUACUACAUCGGGAAGGGAAAACGAUAGACCAAAGCCGCCCUCAUCAGCACAUUAACAUUUUCCAGGUUAAAAAGAAGAAGCGUCUCAAGCGUUUUCGCAGUCACCGCAUUCGUCGAUUCAACACAACAGUCGCAAUUCUUGGUGUUAUAAUCCUGUUCUGUGAAUGCAAGGUGCAUCCCGGCUCGAGCGGCUACUGCAUGGUGAUCGUCUACAUGGUCGCCUGCUUCAUGCUGCCCGCCAUCGCCAUCGGCGCCUUCGUCGGUUAUAUGGGCUACAAGCGCGGGAAGGCCGGCAAGAAGAUGAUCGGCGGC
Messenger RNA from Mesorhabditis spiculigera, 969 nucleotides. Lineage: Eukaryota; Metazoa; Nematoda; Chromadorea; Rhabditida; Rhabditidae. The record is from the annotation of a GenBank genome assembly.